CUCGGGUAAGAAGAGUCACUCACCCUCUUAGUCCCCCUGCCAGUCAAGGGAAGUAGUGCUGGAGAGGAGCUCAGACGGCUGAGUGCUGGCUGAAAACAAAGCAUCAUUUUAAUUCUGUAAACUCAAGUUUUGAACGUCUAACUCCACAAGAUGUCUAAAGGACCAGCUGUAGGUAUUGAUCUGGGGACCACGUAUUCCUGUGUGGGAAUCUUUCAGCAUGGCAAAGUGGAGAUUAUUGCCAAUGACCAAGGAAACAGAACCACUCCCAGUUAUGUGGCCUUCACCGACACAGAGAGACUUAUUGGAGAUGCUGCCAAGAACCAGGUGGCAAUGAACCCAGCCAACACUGUAUUUGAUGCUAAACGUCUAAUUGGUCGCAAGUUUGAUGAUCCUGUGGUGCAAUCUGAUAUGAAACACUGGCCCUUCAAGGUUGUGAAUGACACCUCCAAACCGAAAGUGGAGGUAGAAUACAAGGGUGAGAUCAAGACUUUCUUUCCUGAGGAGAUAUCGUCAAUGGUUCUCACCAAGAUGAAGGAGAUCUCAGAGGCUUAUCUUGGCAAGCCUGUGAACAAUGCCGUUGUCACAGUCCCUGCUUACUUCAACGACUCCCAGCGUCAAGCCACCAAAGAUGCUGGAACCAUCUCUGGGCUUAAUGUGCUGCGUAUCAUCAAUGAGCCCACUGCUGCAGCCAUUGCUUAUGGACUGGAUAAAAAGGUUGGCGGUGAGCGUAAUGUUCUCAUCUUUGACCUCGGCGGUGGUACUUUUGAUGUGUCAAUCCUGACAAUUGAAGAUGGCAUCUUUGAGGUCAAGUCCACAGCAGGAGACACACACUUGGGCGGUGAAGACUUUGACAACCGUAUGGUCAACCACUUUGUUGCAGAGUUCAAACGCAAAUUUAAAAAGGAAAUUGUCAACAACAAGAGAGCUGUGCGUCGCCUGCGUACAGCAUGCGAGCGUGCCAAGCGCACCCUAUCCAGCAGCACCCAGGCCAGUAUUGAGAUUGACUCCCUCUAUGAAGGCACAGACUUCUACACUUCCAUCACCAGGGCCCGUUUCGAGGAGCUCAAUGCAGACCUUUUCCGUGGAACCCUUGAGCCUGUUGAGAAGGCCUUGAGGGAUGCUAAGAUGGACAAGAGCCAGAUCCAUGAUAUUGUCCUUGUGGGAGGCUCCACACGUAUCCCUAAGAUUCAAAAACUACUGCAGGACUUCUUCAAUGGUCGUGACUUAAAUAAGAGCAUCAACCCUGAUGAGGCUGUGGCCUAUGGUGCAGCUGUGCAAGCGGCCAUCUUGGCUGGUGAUAAGUCUGAGAAUGUACAGGACCUGCUCCUGCUGGAUGUUACGCCCCUGUCUCUGGGAAUUGAGACAGCUGGAGGAGUGAUGACUGUCCUUAUCAAAAGGAACACCACUAUUCCUACCAAACAAACCCAGACCUUUACCACUUACUCAGACAAUCAACCUGGUGUGCUCAUUCAGGUUUAUGAAGGUGAGAGGGCCAUGACCAAGGAUAAUAACAUCCUGGGGAAGUUCGAACUGACUGGUAUUCCACCUGCUCCCAGAGGAGUCCCUCAGAUUGAGGUGACCUUUGAUAUUGAUGCCAAUGGCAUCCUCAACGUGUCUGCAGUUGACAAAAGCACUGGGAAAGAGAAUAAGAUCACCAUUACCAAUGACAAAGGGCGUCUGAGUAAGGAAGACAUUGAGCGCAUGGUGCAAGAGGCAGAGCAGUUCAGGUCUGAGGAUGAGGCCCAGAGAGACAAAAUCACAGCCAAGAAUUCCCUCGAGUCUCUGGCCUUCAAUAUGAAGAGUACAGUAGAGGAUGAGAAGUUGCAAGAAAAGAUCAGCCCUGAGGACAAAAAGACCAUCACGGACAAGUGCAACGAAGUCAUUGCCUGGCUGGACAAGAACCAGAUGGCAGAGAAAGAUGAAUAUGAACACCAGCAGAAGGAACUAGAGAAGGUGUGCAACCCCAUCAUCUCCAAGCUGUACCAGGGGGGAAUGCCAGGAGGAAUGCCAGGAGGAAUGCCCGGUGGCUUCCCAGGUGGGGCUGGACCUGGCUCCUCUUCUGGCCCAACUAUUGAGGAGGUUGACUGAAUACAUCUUUAUCUCCCAUGUAGCAUGUCACAUAUUCAAUCCAAAUAAAUGGUAACAUAUUUACUGACUGUCUAAUUUAUUCUCUUGCCAAGCGGACAAUCCAUUCAAAUACAGAUUAAUCUCUGCUUCAAUUCUUGUGUUAAAGUUACCCAGUCUAAGCAGUCAAAUUUCACCAAAUGCUUCAACAUCUAGUCCCAUAUGAUGACUAUUUGUGAUCUGCAUGACCUCUUUUAAAAAAAGUUUUGAUUUGCCAUUGCCUGUUAUCAAACCAAUAAAGAUCACCUCUCUCUCAG
Melanotaenia boesemani (Boeseman's rainbowfish) is the source of this 2381-nucleotide messenger RNA. It is a transcript of the gene hsc70, whose product is annotated as heat shock cognate 70. Gene Ontology annotation, cellular component: plasma membrane; nucleus; cytoplasm. Gene Ontology annotation, molecular function: misfolded protein binding; heat shock protein binding; ATP-dependent protein folding chaperone. The record is from RefSeq and is a predicted model, not a curated record. Gene Ontology annotation, biological process: vesicle-mediated transport; protein refolding; cellular response to unfolded protein. NCBI's taxonomy places the organism in Eukaryota, Metazoa, Chordata, Actinopteri, Atheriniformes, Melanotaeniidae. The transcript has 9 exons. The coding region runs from base 151 to 2088 and encodes 645 amino acids.